ACAAAAAAAAAACUGAAUACCUCACUGCAUGAGGGACUUACUAGAUUGUAGCAAAACACAUUAUCAGUUAAUGAGUCUACCUUAUAUGUGGGUACAGGUCAUAUGAGCACACACAAAACAAGCCCCAAAUCACUUAUGGACUGAAACUAAAAUUACAGCAGAAAUCAAGUCACAUAGUUUAUUAGAAGUGUGAUGACCACCUAGUGUUAAGUGUUAAACGACUAUUUUUCAUUUGUUUAUGUAUUUCAAUCAACUGAUUUCAUUUAAAACGAAUCUUCACAUAAUCACAUAAUUAUGUUCUGUUUGUGUGUGCCUUUGUGCAUAUGUGUGUGUUUCAAAAUGUUUUGCAAUAAUAAUAAUAUAUCACAUAUGUAUGACAUUUUCCUAAAAGUUAUGAUCAAAAGUUGGUUUUAGAACCUGCUGUAAUAUGAGUGGUGUUCAUUAAAUAUAGUGCACACCACGUACAACCCGGGAACAUUUGCAUCUCAUCAGUGCACUGAGACAGACUUCCUAUAGAUUGCAACAGUCAAGGACCGGCAGAUGAGAAUCCUGAUCCCAGGCCUGCUCAGUACAUGCAAGAAGCGGACGUGCGUUGCAUAGACUAGACGCUGCCGUAGUGAGAUCCACCGAUACAGCCGUACACAGGCUCACCUUCCCCUCUGCGUGCUCCCGACCUCCACUCAGCUUUUACAAACAUUUUUGUUGGAGGGGGUGUGGGGGGGUUUACUGGCUAAUACGACCUCUGAGAACUAAUAUUUUAGUUGUCGCUGCUGAGGCUGCGGGUGCGUAAUUGCGCCAUGCCUCCGCACCACACUGUCUGCUUUUUUAUUUCUCAAGACGAACGGGAGACCUCCGCCAUCGGUGUCAAUUGAGAUGUGUUUCCUGAGCCGCUUGUCUGCUGAACGGACGCCUUCCGAUAUGGUGUGCAAAACUAAACCAGGCUGCUUCUGUUCAGGAGAGGAUGGAACAACAGACAGGGAUGCUUUCUGUACCGGACACUAGUGAGAUGAAGGAUAAGAAGAAAAGAAGAAAUAUUAAAUGGCUUUUGUUUAGAGUUGUUUUUUUGUUUUGUUUUUUUUUUUGGUGGGGAUCAGUGCACGUCGGGAUGGAUGUGAUCCGAUGUUGAGCGGAUGCUUGUGAGUGGAAUUUAUUCCUGACAGUUUUUUUUUUCCUGUUCAAGGGGCGGUGGAUCGCGUUGAUGUUGUUUUUCCAUUCAGCCCUGGCAGGAUACUACCGCUCGUCGAUGAAUUGAUGUGGGAAUACAGUCAACCUCGGCUGCAUAGAUGGCAAACACAAGUGAGUUUGGGGAGAGCAGCCCGUCCUUACAGAACUAUGCGUCCACGGCCUCUGCGGUCAAGUUGGCCUCCCUGGGUCUCAUCAUGGGCAUCAGCCUGCUGGGCAACGCGUCGCUGUCGCUGCUGCUGCUGAAGGACAGCUCGUUGCACAAGGCUCCCUACUAUUUCCUCCUGGACCUGUGCCUGGCAGACGUGGUCCGCUCCGCCGUGUGUUUCCCCUUCGUGAUGGCAUCGAUCGGCGGCGGCUCCGCCUGGCCGUACAGUGCGCUCAGUUGCAAGAUCGUCGCUUUCAUGUCGGUGCUUUUCUGCUUCCACGUAGCCUUCCUGCUCUUCUGCGUCAGCGUCACCCGGUACAUGGCGAUCGCCCACCACAGGUUUUACUCCAAGCGAAUGAAUCUGUGUACGUGCGUGGCGGUGAUCUGCAUGGUGUGGACUCUCUCCGUGGCCAUGGCUUUCCCCCCGGUAUUCGACGUGGGCACCUAUAAGUUCAUCCGUGAGGAGGAGCAGUGCAUCUUCGAGCACCGCUAUGUGAAGUCGAACGACACCCUGGGCUUCAUGCUGAUGCUGGCCGUCAUCGUGGGGACGACCCAUGUGGUUUACAUUAAGAUGUUGUGCUUCGUCUACGAUCACCGUAAAAUGAAACCGGCCCAGCUGGUCCCGGCCAUCAGCCAGAACUGGACCUUCCACGGCCCCGGAGCCACCGGGCAGGCCGCCGCCAACUGGAUCGCCGGCUUCGGCCGCGGACCCACCCCGCCGACGCUGGUCGGCAUCAGGCAAGCCUCUCACCCCGGUAACAGGAGGCUGCUGGUGCUGGAUGAAUUUAAAAUGGAGAAACGCAUCGGGAAGAUGUACUACAUGAUCACACUGACUUUCCUCAUUCUGUGGGCUCCUUACAUAAGCGCUUGCUACCUGAGAAUAUUUGUGCGGGGGGCUCCGGUCCCGCAGCUCUACCUGACCGCUGCGGUGUGGAUGAGCUUCGCCCAGGCGGGAGCGAACCCCAUCAUCAGCUUCCUGUUCAACAAGGAGCUCCGGAUGCGACUCAGAGCCUGUUUCCCCUGCUGCCUGGGAACACAGACGCCCAUGGAGCCAUACUGUGUCAUCUGAACCACACUGGCCCCUCAAAAUACUGCCAAAGACACGUUUGUAGUAUCUUGUUCCAGAAUGUACACAGACUGGUCCCACAAAAUGUGUUGUGCACAUGCAGACAGGGAUUUUGUGGAGGCUGAGCCCACUGCAGUUCAGUUUACCUACAUUUUUUUUUUAUUUGUGGCAAAGAGUUUACCAACUAUUUAAAACAGAUUUAAGGAGAAAAAAAUGUGCUCAUCAGAGUCAGACUGAUUAAAGCUAUGAGGCAUAUUAAGGCAUAGAAGCAUAAUGUUAUUGGGUAUCAUAUUCAAGCCACCUUUUAAUUUACACCUUUGCAUGUACUGUAGGUGACAUUCAUUCCAAAUAUAGAAUGUAACCCUUAUGAAUAAUAUGUGCCAUGUUAUGUUCUACAUUUGGAGAUUUUUUUCCCCUCAUAUGUGCCAUAUUGAGUAUAUCAACCUAUUCUAGUCCACUACAAUAUUGUACAUGAAUGUCAUUUUGGCUAUUUGUUUGUAUAUUUUGAAAUUAUAUUCCAACGCCCCUGUCUGAGGUUGUUUGCCUUCUGCAGAACUGACGACUGAAACACAACAGAACUAUCAGCUGAUUGGAAUCUCUGACAUCUGCCACAUACAGAUCUCAGUAUAUUUUUUUAAUUAGGACAUUGUCACGUUUGUAAAUACUGUAAAGCCCCAUCCCCUCUUUCCUUCAGCUUUUUUCAACCAGGUAUGUUGUAUAUUUCAUAAUCUCUUAGAAUUCUUUGUGUUGGGACAAGAUGUUAGAAAUCACUUUCAAAGUAUUUUUGAAGUCUUACUCAUCUUCAUGGGUCGUUUGUGUCAAGAAAUGGGUCGAUUCACAUUCCCUGCAGGAUAUAGAUUACAGAUUUCACUUUUCUAUAAACUAUAGACAUUGGGACAAAUGUUAACAAUCUGGUGCUUUGGAAAGGAUGUUUGCAUUGUUUGUAUUUCUUAGCAAAUAAAUAAGAAAUGGAUGAUAAGUUGUUUUGGACUCUAUCAUCUGUUUUUAACAAGA
This is a messenger RNA of Lates calcarifer (barramundi perch), 3410 nucleotides long. It is a transcript of the gene gpr27, whose product is annotated as G protein-coupled receptor 27. The record is from RefSeq and is a predicted model, not a curated record. NCBI's taxonomy places the organism in Eukaryota, Metazoa, Chordata, Actinopteri, Centropomidae. Gene Ontology annotation, cellular component: plasma membrane. Gene Ontology annotation, molecular function: G protein-coupled receptor activity. Bases 1284 to 2399 code for a protein of 371 amino acids. The transcript has a single exon. Gene Ontology annotation, biological process: G protein-coupled receptor signaling pathway.